Fraxinus pennsylvanica is the source of this 2466-nucleotide messenger RNA. Lineage: Eukaryota; Viridiplantae; Streptophyta; Magnoliopsida; Lamiales; Oleaceae. The record is from the annotation of a GenBank genome assembly.
AUGGCUAUGCGUCUGCUUCAUGGGACGCUUCGUGCUACAAUAUACGAGGCUGAUAGAUUACAGGGUGGAUGGGGGUUUGAUUUAUGCGGCAAGACUUCCAAUCCACAAAAGAUGACCAAAAGAUUCUUAUACAACAUCAAGAGAUACGUACUAUGCAGUCCUGAGGUUGUUGGUUCCAGAAUUUAUGCCACCAUCGAUUUGCAGAGGGCCAGAGUCGGGAGGACUAGAAUGAUAGAGAACGAACUUUCAAAUCCACGCUGGUAUGAGGAUUUUCACAUUUACUGUGCUCAUAUGGUUUCUAAUAUUAUUUUUACCGUGAAAGAUGAAAAUCCUAUUGGAGCAACAUUAAUUGGAAGAGCUUAUCUAUCUGUGGAGGAAAUCAUAGAUCGACAUAUGGUGGAUAGAUGGAUUGACAUACUGGAUGAAGAUAUGAAUCCCAUCCACGGAGGCUCUAAGAUACAUGUAAAACUGCAAUUUUUCCAUGUUACUCAAGAAAGUAACUGGUCUCGAGGUAUCAGAACUCCAGGAUUUCCAGGUGUCCCUUUAACAUUCUUCCCUCAGAGACAGGGCUGUCAAAUUUCCCUCUACCCAGAUGCUCACGUCCCAGAUAAUAGCCCCACAAGAUAUCUUACGUCUAUGGGAUUUUAUGAACCACAAAGAUGCUGGGAGGACAUGUUCAAUGCAAUUAAUGGUGCUCAACAUUUGAUUUACAUAACAGGUUGGUCAGUAUAUACUGAAAUCACUUUAAUAAGGGACCCAAAGAGGCAAAAGACAGGAGACGAUAUACUUCUGGGCGAGCUGUUGAACAAGAAGGCGGACCAAGGUGUGAACGUUCUCGUGCUUGUCUGGGAUGACAGAACUUCGGUACCACAACUGAAGAAGGAUGGUCUAAUGGCAACCCAUGAUCAAGAAACAAAAGAUUACUUUCAGAACACAAAUGUGCGUUGUGUACUGUGUCCUCGAAACCCUGAUGAUGGUAACAGCAUAAUCCAAGGAAUUCAGGUUUCAACCAUGUUUACUCACCACCAAAAGACAGUUGUAGUAGACAGUGAAUUCCUGGGAGAUGGGUCUCAAAAAAGAAGGCUAGUUAGUUUUGUUGGUGGCAUCGAUCUAUGUGAUGGAAGGUAUGACACGCUAGAUCAUUCCCUAUUUAGGACAUUGGGCACAGUUCAUUAUAAAGAUUUCCACCAGCCCAAUUUUCCAGGCUCCUCCAUCGCAAAAGGUGGUCCUAGGGAACCCUGGCACGAUAUUCAUUGUAGGCUUGAAGGGCCUGUAGCUUGGGAUGUCUUGUACAACUUCGAACAGAGAUGGAGGAAACAAGUAGGGAGUCAGUAUCUCUAUUCCAUUAAUGAUCUUGAUAGGUUUAUUGCUCGCCCGACACCUGUUAACUCGUUAGAAGACCCUGAAACAUGGAGUGUUCAAAUAUUCCGUUCAAUUGAUGGUGCCGCUGCUUCUGACUUCCCAACUACACCCGAGGAAGCAGCACAAAUAGGCCUCGUUAGUGGAAAGGACAACAUCAUAGAUCGCAGCAUUCAAGAUGCCUACAUCAAUGCAAUUCGAAGGGCCCAGAAUUUUAUAUACAUAGAAAAUCAGUAUUUUAUUGGGAGCUCAUAUGGUUGGAAGCCAUCAAGGGAGGUAACAAUUGAGGAUAUUAACGCCUUGCACCUUAUACCAAAGGAGCUCUCACUGAAGAUUGUAAGUAAGAUUGAAGCAGAUGAGAGAUUUACCGUCUACGUUGUCAUUCCUAUGUGGCCAGAAGGUAUACCAGAUAGUGCCUCUGUUCAGGCAAUUCUUGAUUGGCAGAAGAGGACAAUGGAAAUGAUGUAUUCUGAUAUUUAUAACGCCCUACUAGCUAAGGGAGUUACUGAUGUAGACCUUAGGGACUAUUUAACUUUCUUCUGCCUUGGCAAUCGAGAGAUCAAGUCAGUCGGAGAAUACAUUCCUACGGAGGAACCUGAUCCAGAUACUGAUUAUAGUCGAGCUCAAAAGUCCAGGCGCUUCAUGAUUUAUGUUCACGCAAAAAUGAUGAUAGUUGAUGAUGAAUACAUUAUCAUUGGAUCGGCCAACAUCAAUCAAAGGUCAAUGGACGGUGCAAGAGACUCCGAGAUAGCAAUGGGAGGCUUCCAACCACAUCACUUGGCAAACGGCCAGCCGGCCAAGGGUAAGAUAUUUGGUUUCCGAAUGGCCUUAUGGUACGAGCACCUUAACUAUAUAAACGAUUCUUUCUUUCAUCCGGAAAGCUUGAAAUGUGUACGGAAAAUUAAUGAAAGUGCUGAUAAAAACUGGAAUCAAUACACAAGUGACAUGCUUGAGGAAGACCUCGAAGGACAUCUUCUUCGCUAUCCUGUUCAUAUUUCCAACGAAGGAGAGAUUACGGCCCUCCCUGGAUUCGAAUGCUUUCCUGACACUAAAGCUCAUGUUCUCGGCAAUAAAUCUGACUAUCUUCUACCAAUCCUCACGACCUGA